AACUAUUAUGACCUCAUGCUCCCCCCUCCCCUCCCCACCUUCCUCUGCUCUUCAUUCAGCAGUCAAGGCCUAAGGUUCCUCUCUGUUGGAAGUUGUGACUCGGUUGUGUUUACAUCAUCCGCCAAACUGUUUUAUGAAUUCUACGACUUUUAUGGGCGGCGGGGCGGCAAGCUGGCGGGCGUGGAGGGUGAGGCUGGGUCCACCACUCGCCCCCGACGUGACCACCCCCUAGCCCGAACUCGCAUCAACACACGCGACGCUGAGGCGCUCACAGAGGUGUGUUGUGGCGAGGAGCUGCCUGAGGUAGAGAUCAUCAGCUUGCUGCAGGAGCAGAUCCCCAGAUACCGGCUGCGUGCUGAUACCCUCACACAGUUUACUGGUUACGAAAACCAGGAUUGGUUCAUUCCGAGUCCGGCGUUUAAAACCGGAAGAUUUCGACGUUGCAGCGCUCACUUCGGACCAAAUCCGAGAAACUCUCAACUAUUUCCAUGUCCCACACCAACUUCCUGUCCAUUCUCUCCACACCUGAUCCUCACCUUAGAUCUCAUGUCCUCGACAGUUUCACUGUAGGAUGUUAUUCCAUAUCAUUAACACUUUAUUAUCAAUUAUAUUAUAAAUAAUAGAAAAGGG
Molecule: messenger RNA, 630 nt
Organism: Homalodisca vitripennis (glassy-winged sharpshooter)
Lineage: Eukaryota; Metazoa; Arthropoda; Insecta; Hemiptera; Cicadellidae
Exons: 5
Coding region: 16-570 (184 amino acids)
Source: RefSeq, a predicted model, not a curated record